Molecule: messenger RNA, 11183 nt
Organism: Motacilla alba alba
Lineage: Eukaryota; Metazoa; Chordata; Aves; Passeriformes; Motacillidae
Gene: SYNPO2
Product: synaptopodin 2
Exons: 5
Coding region: 362-3664 (1100 amino acids)
Biological process (GO): positive regulation of actin filament bundle assembly
Cellular component (GO): Z disc; actin cytoskeleton; stress fiber
Molecular function (GO): actin binding
Source: RefSeq, a predicted model, not a curated record
CCAAAUUGUCGCAGGGAAAUGUCCACUUCUUUUUGCUGUUGUUUUGAUUUAGAUGGCAGGAGAGUCAUGUUUAAAGCCAGCCUUCUCUGCCUCACGGCAGAGUCUCUGGGUGCAUUCCCUUAAGCUCCAAGUUCACUUACUUUACUUUGAAGGUGGGCUGAGCAUCGGAAUGUGACGAAAGAGUGGGCUGUGCCCUCGGUGCGAGGGAGCUCUUCCAUUCCCCUCAAUGACUACAUUUGCUCGUGCAGUACACAGCAGCUGCAACAGUGUGGUGCUCUGGGUCUCCAGCUCUGCCCGGCAGACGGAUCUCCAGCUCGCUGAACAUCUGCAAGCCAAGUUUUUCAUGUUCUCCUGUCUGUGAAUGCUGCCCAACUGCACCAGGAAAAUGGGCACAGGGGAUUAUCUCUGCAUUGCUAUGAGCGGAGGGGCGCCGUGGGGCUUCAGGCUGCAAGGGGGCAAGGAGCAGAAGCAGCCUUUGCAAAUCGCCAAGGUUCGCAGCAAAAGCAAAGCAGCCAAGGCUGGACUGUGUGAGGGGGAUGAGGUGGUGUCUAUCAAUGGCAAGCCUUGUGGAGACCUAACCUAUGCUGAAGUCAUUGUUCUGAUGGAGAGCCUGACUGACGUCCUGCAGAUGCUUAUCAAGAGAUCCUCCAGUGGAAUAAAUGAAACCUUAAAUGCUGAAAGAGAAAAUGGGAAGCACGAGAACAUAAAAAUUGAGGACUAUGGGGAGAACACCACACUGGAAAUGAACACCGAGCAAGAGAUUCCCCAUGGAGAUUUAUGCAUCACAGAGAUUUACAGUGGGACUCACCACGGAGCGGCAGAAAGCAACACACACUUUGCUGAAACAAAACAAGAGACUACACAAAGCCACAGAAUUCCUCCUAAAGUGAUAGGCACCCCCAAAGUGAUCGUGACAGACGAGGCUGGUGUCAGAGGGACGGCAGAAGAAGGGCCAGGUGCUAUGGUUGAGCUGCAGGUGUCCCUCUCAAAUGACGCCCACAAGGCCACCAGUGCUGCUGCUGUGACUCUCUUGGGGGCAGAAAAGUUCCCCCCUUCAGGCAGAGGACCCAGUGCACAACAGGGCGGGAGCAGCCCCCUCAUCGCAGUUCCCCUGGGCGUGAAGGAGGGCAACAUCCAGUGGUCAAACAAAGUAGUCCACUUUUCUAGCAGCAAGGAGGUCAAGAGGAUCCAAGGUGCAGCUCCAUCUAUCCCCAGGGUGGAGGUGAUCCUAGACUGCUCAGACAGGGAGAAGGAAGCGCCCAGGUCUCCGUCUGAAAGGGGGUGUGUUGAUUCUCAAGUAGAAGGAGGGCAGUCAGAAGCACCUCCUUCCCUCCUCUCCUUUGCAAUCUCAGCAGAAGCCACCGUGCAGGGAGAAGACAGCAAGCACUCGGAAAAGGAACACAGACCUCUCAAGCACAGGGCAAGGCACGCAAGGCUCCGACGUAGCGAGAGCCUGUCAGAGAAGCAGGUGAAAGAAGCCAAAUCUAAAUGUAAAAGCAUUGCACUGCUGCUGACAGCAGCUCCCAACCCCAAUUCCAAGGGGGUGUUGAUGUUCAAGAAGCGCCGCCAAAGGGCGAGGAAAUACACUUUAGUCAGCUACGGGACUGGGGAGUUAGAACGUGACGAGGACGAGGAGGAGGAGGGUGAAGGUGAAGAGGGAGACAAGGAAAACACUUUUGAGGUGAGUUUGCUUGCAACGAGUGAGUCGGAAAUAGAUGAAGAUUUUUUCUCUGACAUUGACAAGGACGGCAAGAUCGUGACAUUUGACUGGGACAGUGGUCUGCUCGAGGUGGAAAAGAAGACAAAAAGUGGAGAGGAGAUGCAGACGCUUGCAGACAGCACAGGGAAAGGAGCCCUCAUGUUUGCCAAGAGGCGGCAGAGGAUGGAUCAGAUUACGGCGGAGCAAGAGGAGAUGAAGGCAAGCACAGUGCAGACAGAGGAGCACAGGGAAAGCACCGUGACAGAGAAUUUCCAGAAAGUGAGCUCUUCUGUCUAUCAAUCAAAAGAGGAGGAAAUGUCAAGACAGCAGAGCUGUGUGAGCAAAAGCUACACAGACGUGAAUCACAGCAAAGUGGUACAACAAAAUGGCUUUGGCUUAGCACCUGGCACAAACCUCUCUUUUCAGUCCUCUGGAACUCAAAAGGCAGCAUCUUUGAAUAAAACAGCAAAACCCUUCCCUUCUGGAGUUCAAAACCGAGCAGCUGCACCAUUUUCACCUGUAAGAAAUAUCACCAGUCCCCUUUCAGAUGCAGCAGCACCACCUCCUUACUGCUCUGUCAGCCCACCAGCUGAGGCUUUCUACAGACCUGUCUCAGCUCCAGUGGCCAGCAAGGCUGCCCCACCCGCGUGGGCAGCCACGGAGCCCACGGAACACAUCGCGUCCAGGGAUGAAAGGAUUGCUGUGCCAGCCAAAAGAACUGGGAUACUGCAGGAGGCAAAGAGAAGAAGCACUUCUAAACCUAUGUUCAAUUUCAAAGAUGCACCCAAAGUAAGUCCUAAUCCUGCCCUGUUGUCCCUUGUACACAAUGCAGAGGGCAAAAAAGGGACCGGAGCUGGUUUUGAGUCAGGACCCGAAGAAGACUACCUCAGUUUGGGAGCAGAAGCUUGCAAUUUCAUGCAGACUCCAGCAUCUAAGCAAAAGGCCCCUCCUCCUGUUGCUCCAAAGCCUUCACUCAAGGUGUCUCCUUCUCCUAGUACUCCAGUUUCACCAGUUUGGUCACCUUCAGCUGCAGCUUCCAACAAGCCUCCUUCUUUCCCAGCACCAGCCUCACCUCAGACAGCGUAUCCUGCAGCACCCAAAUCUCCACAGUAUCCUCAUUCUCCUGUCCAUCCCCCAAGCACUCUCAACCUUGCUGGUCCUUUCAAAGGGCCUCAGGCCAGCCUGGCGAGUCCAAACCUUGCCCCCAAGGCAACACCAGUCACCCCAAGUGCUGGAGAAACAAAGCCUCCUUUUGAGAUGCCACCAGCUAUGAGUGGGAAAGGAGCACAGCUGUUUGCCAGGAGGCAUUCCCGAAUGGAGAAGUAUGUGGUGGAUUCAGAGACUGUGCAGGCAAACAUGGCACGAGCCGCAUCUCCAACUCCAUCUUUACCAGCUUCUUGGAAAUAUUCAUCUAAUGUCCGAGCACCUCCACCCGUCGCUUAUAAUCCCAUCCACUGCCCUUCUUACCCUCCUGCUGCUACCAAGCCUUCCUCUAAGGCCCCUGCUGCUACCAAAAACACAAAAAGAAAACCUAAGAAAGGUCUCAAUGCUUUGGAUAUUAUGAAACACCAACCUUAUCAACUCGAUCCAUCUUUAUUUACUUUCCAACCUCCUAAGGAAAGCCUUGCCAUGAAGCAGACAUUGAAGCUGUCCACUUCAAAGCAAGCACUGCCUUUACCUACCUACCUUCCACCUGGUGCUGGCUCUCCUACAAGGGCCCGGCCCUCUUCGGUGUACUCCGUGCCAGCCUACGGGUCCCAACCUUCGUUCCCGUCCAACGCCUCUCUCCCAGGGAAUGAAUCAUAUUCACCCACAGGCUACUCCGCAUUUUCUAAGCCAGAAACCACCACAUCCUCUUUGUUUACUGCUCCGAGGCCAAAAUUUUCAGCCAAGAAAGCUGGCGUCACUGCACAGGAUCCUUUUCCAGAUUUGCUAGCUUUAAAAUUCCAAACCCUUUGGUUCUAAAAAGGUUCCCUCUUCCAGUCUUGCCUUUUAAAAUGAUGCAACUUUCUGUACCUGAAGUCAAACAGCUGGGAUUCCACUGAUUGCUUUGGUGGUUUGGCACAGCAAGUGCAAAUCUUAAUUAUACAGCUUGGCAUAAUGGUAUUUUAUAAUGGCUCUGCUCAGCUUGGAAUGGAAACACUAUACGAAGAAGAAACUUGACAAGAUCUUCAAAACCCUGUGGAUUCAGAAGCUCUGAAUGAACUCACUGCUGGUAGAUAUCUUGGGAAAAUAUGUGAGCCUGGUAAUUUCAUGGCAGUCUUGGUGCCCCCAUCACAACUUCACAGUACCCAGUACAACAACAGGUCUUCUUUUACAGUAGACAUUACUUUUGCAUGCCAUUACAUAAAGGAGAAGUUGGGAUCACUCAAGAGUUAUGUUUGACAAGUGGUUUUCAGGCUGGUUGCUUACUAAAGGAAGCCCUUCAGGUUUUCAUUAAAUGAUUUAAAAAGUAGAAAAAAUCCUGAAACUCUGUGUUGAAAUGAUCUCCACAGAUGCAGACUUGAACUCUUCCUUUACAAGCUAAGACAAACCAUAUGACAGUAAUCCCACGGGUUUAAUAUUUGCUUCCUUAAGUAAGGCAGGCAAAGACUUUUUUGUGUGCUGAUCAAGUCUCCAGUUAUACUCUACAGCACUUAAAGGAAAAACCUAUUCCUCAUUGCUGUGAUCUUUACAAACUUUUUAAUUGCAGUGCAUGUGAAACCUGCACAAACAUCUGUGUUAAUAUAAUAACUGCACACUCCUUUAGGCUGAGAAAACUCAGCUAUGAGAGAAAUAACUUCCUGAACUUACAGAUUAACUAUCUGGAUGAAGGCUUCCUUUGUGGGGAAAUAAUGUAAAACCAGCAUUUUCAAACAAGAAUCCUCCUUCUUUUCUACAUUUUAAAGACAGAAAUCUUAAACCAGAAACUCCUCUCAUAACUCCAGGCAAUUCAAAGAUAAGAUGAUAUAAAAAUAACCAGGUCAUUUCUAAAUAGGUGUCAAGAUUGAACUGUUGAAGAGAUGGAGUGUUUCUCUUGAUGUUUCCAUCUAGAUCCAAAACAGGAGAUUGUAAUGGUUGUAAGAAACAUACAACAAACAGAAGAAAAGGAGGAACAUUACAGAAGUAAAAUACAUUCCCAAUCACGGGAGCACGUUGGAUUACAAAGGGUGACAUGGAGCACAACAUUCAGUUUCAGUGUGAGCUUUAACUGAUUGAGAAGCAAAGAAUUCAGCACAUUUAUAUUAAAAGCAGAAGUUUUCAUAUAGUAAAAACCUAUGGACAAAUAUUUUCAGUUUUUUAAAAGGAUUCUUUUUUCCCCAAAACCCUUAAAUAACUGUUAGUGAUUUUUGGCUUUGAUUUGUGAGAAUGCUACUUCUCACAGCCCCUCUAUGCGGGUUGUUGUUGGUACAUGGCUCUAUACUGCAAACAAAAGCAAAAUAUCUGGCAUCUGGGUACACUUGGUUUUCUUCCUAGAGUACUGAAGUGGAACUGAUGCAAGCACCUGACACUGUUCAUAUAGAAUUAUGAGAAAAGCAAUAUUAAACACUGCUGUUUGGAUUGCAAAGCGAGGCACUGGGAAUUCUUGUUGCUUGUGUCAGCUUAAUCCAACCUCCUUGGUUUGUGUGGCCAGAACAUCUGCAAUCAUAUCAUGUCUAGCUCUUUUUGCUGUAGGACUCUAACCAGGAGUUCCCAUCUGACAGACAGCUCUUUGCUGCUUUGUUUUGACAUCAUUCCGUGCUCAGCACCAUUCCUUACUCAAUGCACACUCUUCAAAGGGUACCCUUCAUACUGAAUUAUUUUCUUACAGAUUUUUGCUGUUAGCACCCAAAUCAUUCAGAAGCCAGGGUCCAUCUUUACACUGUUGCAUUCUACAAAUGAGUAAAUAAUGCAUGGAUUGAGCAGCACUGACACCAGGGCACUCUGUGGCCCUGAGUGUCCAGUUCAAAGCACUUCAAGGCAUCUCCAGACCCCGGCAGCACAUGCAGCAGUUACUCUGCCAAUGUGAUCCUGAACAUCCCUCUGUGAGUGUUACAGCUGGCAGAUGCCAGGUGGAAUUCCAGAAAGGGAGUCCUUAGUGACAAGCAAUGAAUUCCAACCCACAAAACCACCUUUUUUUACAAUAUACUCCUGUGUUAGAGAACCCUAAUAUUUCCUAAAUGAAUCCCUGAAAUGGCACUAGUGGGGCAGAAACUCUGAAAUUUAAUCAAAAUGCAUCAGCAUUGGGCAAUGGUGCUUUAAUUUCAGAGCUUUGGAACAGCUGACCUUCCAACUUCAGUAGCAUUGCUUCGAGGCUGCUUUUUAAAAACCAAAAUAAACCCUGGAAUACUAUCAUGGAGCACACUGUAACAGGAGGUUUGAACCACCAGAUACUUGUAGGAAUGAACGAAUAAAAGCCUCCUACCUCACAGGAUGUGGGGCUGGAACAGGCUGUGCUCCUGUUGAGCCUGCAUAAAGCUCUCAGCGUGAAUGUUCACACACAGGGACAUUUACACUGAAAUACAGUACACUUCAGACACAAAGAUUUGUGUCAAACCAGUUCUAAAACAGGCACUGGUACCACGUCUCAAGGUAGAAAGGUCAGAAAAUAGGGUCAGCCCCUGAUAGCACUGGUAGCCAUGUAGUAUAAAAUCCAGAAGGUGGCAGCAAAUAUUCUUCCUUACAAGAAAUAAACAGUUUAUUCCAAGGAAAUCAGUUUAUUCCAAAGGUGCCUAGGACCAAAAGUUUCAGACAUUUACUUUCUGUAGGCAUAAAUGUACUGUAUUUAGAGAACUGCAUAUGGAUAAAAAUUAAAUGAUAAUGAAAAGCUGAUUUUCUUUCAUUUGCACAAGUGCAAAGUGAGCUAACUAAAUAAUUUAUUUCAAGUCAGCAACAGUCUUUUGGUUUUUUAAGCACACAGGCAUUUUGCAGUAGUGAAGAACUAAUUCUAAUAAUUCACUUUCCUCUUCUACCAAUAAUUGACAACGAAAAAGGACUUUAUUUUCAAAAGCAACAUUUUUCAUAAAUUUUGUCACAAAUCUUUGGUGAGUUGCCACAAAACUUAUGUGAGGGGGCUGGCAGUAACUGCUUCCUUAUUUUAUACACAAGUUAUGAAAACAAGCAUGUUCUCGCCUCAAAUAACACCACAUUUAGAAACAAUGUGAAUUUAGAAUAAAUUAGAUUCCAGUCCUAAAAUUCCCUAUAAAUUUUCAGAAUCAAGCCCUGACAAGACAGCUUUGAGGAAGACAGGAUUAGGCCUGAACUAUGUGAUUCUAAUCUAUUCCUGGUCUCAGAACAGCCACUGACAAGGUUUUAGUUGUUAGACAGGUGAGAUUCCCUCCCUCCCCAGCCAUUAGCCAAAUUUCUUCAUUCCCAUUUUAGUGUACUGUAAAAUAUUUCAAGAGUUUCAAAUAAAAAAUAUUUUCCCAUUUUAUUUCAAAACUUUUGGUAGCUGUAUUGUAAAAUAGCUGUAGCAUUGACUGCAAAGCUGGCAGCAUUUCAGAGAGAAAUUAUUUUUUCAUUACAUAAAAUUUAAAUAAUAAAUGGUUAGGGACAGAAAAAAAAAAACCCAAACUGUAAUAAUAUUAACAAUAUGUCUCCCUUCCAUACUCAGCUCAGUUAAAAAAGCUGAACUGCUUCUUUCAUGUUAAAAAAAAUUGAAAGAAUUGAAAGGCAUAAAAAUUCAGCAUUAUUUAUUUUGUCCUAGCAUUUUCUCGGUGGUUUGGUCUCUAACUGGAGUGGCCAUUACAAGCCCAUAGAAGGCCAAAGAAGAAAUGCAUCACUCUGGGCUUUUUAUAAAGACAGAGUCAUUUUUUGAGAUAAAACAACUGUUUUAUCUGCUUCCUCCUCCUUUGUCUCCUUUCUGUGUAAACAGCAUCCAGGCACUAUUGUUAACUCAGAUUUUAAUGUGCUUUGAUAUGGGAUUAAGAACCAGGACCAUAAUGAAAAGACAAAAAUAAAAUUGCUUUAAUGACUUAGACACGAAGGUCCGGUUUUUUCAAGUGACUUCAUUAGGGAGGAGUUUGUGUGGAGAGAGUUUCACUGGACUAUGCAGAGCCCAACUCACUUUUGUCUCUUUGACUGGUAAAAAGGCAGUUGUGGCACACACACACACACACACACACAGCUGCUGGGAAAUCAUUUAACUAAGUAGUAUUACACAUUCUUAUAUAGUCUGGAAAAGGAAAAAGGCCUUUCUGACUCUUGCCGUUAAAAUUUGCACUGUUUUAUGAACCUAAGUAUUGUUCUUUUUGUCUUGCAGCUUUUCAUAAUUAACAAGAAAAUUGAAAUAGCUGUAAGUUCCAAAUAACGCAUUUUUCCUGACUAUUGGUUGAGAUAUUGUUGAAUCAAAGGCAGACAGUCACACUUAUUCAUCUUACAUUGACUAGAUCUGUAUAUGCAUACACCUCAGUACUGCUUUGACAUUCACUUGCUUAUAUGCAAAAAGAGUUACUUUUGGAAGUAAUAUGAUAUACAUUUUAGUUUAUAUUAACACACCUUAUAAAUAUCAGAGAUUCUUGCAGUGUCACGAAUGUUUGCUUCGGUGAGCAGUUUAUAACUAGUUUUUUGUCAAAAUCAGUGUUAAUCUAAAACUAACCUAAGCAGUUUAAUCUGUUUGCACAGACACCCAAGGCACUCAGCAGCUGACAGGAUUCUUUGAUUGCAAAGGACAGCUCUAAAUGGCCCUUCCUCUUCUUUACAUUUAGGAAUCACUUUCCCUUCAAUAACUAUUGUAGAAAAGGUUUUUUCCUCUGAAAACAUCCAGGAACUAGAAAAGAAUAAAUUAAUCAAUGUAGGGAGUUCUAGUUUGUCUCGCUGCACAAUAAUUCAAUAUUCUAAUAACUGUUUUACCAAAAUAUUAUAGGAAUAUAAAAUGUGAUAAAGUAAUAAUUCUGGUAGCAUUUCACUUUUCUCUCCUUCCUUGAUUUCUGAGGUUAAGAAUGGAAAAUCUCUACCCCUCUUUUUAUGAUUUUCUUAUAGCUUAAGGGAGAAAGAGGAGAGAGUAAUUAUUCUCUAGUUACACUUCAUGUUUUCCAUUGUGUCUGGGGUUUGUGCAUUGUUUCUGGUACAUGCUUGUCAACAGAGGUAGCUCCAAGAUUUAAAUAUAAAGGGGAAAUAUUAGAAAGUAUUAGCAUGUCUGGCUGCUGCUGUCCAGCAGACAAAUGAUGAAUUCUAGUGAUUGGAAGUUGCCUUAAUUCCAGAAUUUGUUAGCUUGAAGGGGCUGAAUAUCGAAGUAGUGUGUUAGUUAGUGGGGAUCUUUUUCCUCAAAUUCCUUCAGGCCCUUAUGGAAUUGGCAAGGUUCCUCUCUUCCCAUGUACUUCAGCCUUCUUCCAGGUAAAAUAUCUGGAAUGCUAUUUAACCUCACAGGUUUUGUCCUCUCACAAUCCAAGAAGAUAAAUAUUAGUUAAACCCCCACACUGUUCAGUCCUUACUUCAAGGAAGCAGAGACUAUCCUUACUUUACCAAAGCUAGAGGAAACAGAUGUACAUUUUCAUAUUUUGGAAUUUCAGAGUUAACACCCAGCCUAAAGUCUUUAGUCUAAAUAAAAGUCUCUAGAGCUUUUUUCCUAAAGACAAGCUAUCAAGUGGGAAAUGGAAGCCCAGACCAGGACUUCUACAUAAAUAAUACAAUAUAAUGAUUCAUUUUGAUAAAAAGUAGUGAAACACACUUAAUAACUCACCAUUCUCUGAUUAAACUCUGUCAAAGAAAAUUAGUUCCUGCUUUAUAACUUAUGGUUACACCAACAAGAUACUUCCAUAACUUGAUGAACUCUGGAGUUUUUCUCUGAACAGGACAGACUAAACAAUAUCUUCAUCUAAAGGUCUUGAAAAGCCAGAUAUUUUAUCCAACACUUGCCUAAACAGCAUCAUUUCCUUCUUAUCUCUGAAACCCUACAAAGCACACACAGGCCUUGGAACUGGACUUUCCAUUGAAAAAGGGGAACUUUUCUGUUCUAGAACCCUACUGAGAGGAGCUGACACAAGUAGACUAAUGAAAUGGGCCUGUUUGAUCAACUUCUUCAUCCCUCUCUACAACCUCAUCUUCUCAAUUGCUUUAUAUUUUUAAUUGCCACCUAAUUUCUUGUGGUUUGGGUUAUCUGAUUAAUUUCUAACAUGGGGGGUGUGGGUGAGAUUAAUAAUGUUGAGGAGUUUUCACUCUGGAUAUGCAAACUGGAAAUAGCUGAUCAUAGCUAAAAGGUGACAGGACAGUCCUGUCAUAAAGCAUCAGUUGUGAAACUUGUCAAAACUCUCAUGACAUAACCUCUAAGUGUCACUACACUUUUUAAAAGAGAUUCAGCCUAAGUAUAACCCAACUGACUGAAAAUCAUGAAAUCUGAAGUCUCUCCCUCAGUUUCCAUCUCUCAUACAGAAGGCUGAUAUUACAACAUGAUUUAAAACCUGAAGCAGUGGUCGUUCAAGUUUUUAAGUGCAGUAAAGUCCUGUGGCAGAAAAAAUUAAAAUGUGACAUUUCUAUGUGAAUCUUUGCUAGAUCAGCUAUACCUUGAAUGACCACACACCUGACUGGCUGUUCUCUAGUUCAUGCUCACAGCAUUUUAAGUUUGGGAAGCUCAUUAGGAAAAGUAACACAGGGCAAUAUUGUUCAGAGUAUAUUCUAGCAAAGUCUCUGGCAAAAAGAGCCAGGAAUUUCACAGCAGAUUUCAGAAUUGAAGUAAUUUAAGCCUGAGGACAUGAAUCAAUGAGUGUGAAUCUGUGAGUUUAGGAACCACAUUUGUAGAAACUGUAAGAACAAGGUAAUUUGUGUGACACAGAGAGCAGGUCUGGCUUGGGGACAAGCUGUACCUGCUUCGUGUGCUGCCAAAUGGCUGCUGCAGCAGAACCUUCUCACGAACACAGUUUCUGUUUCAAAGUGCUGCAUUACUAAGAAGAUUAGGAUUUGUCAAAAAUGAAUGGAUUGCUCCUAUAAGUGGGUCGGAAUGUACUGAAAUUCCGAGGGCAUUGCCUUUUAAAGAAGCCAAAAGUAGCGUCAUGUAAGGGUAUUAAGUGAAUGAUUGCAUUAACGCCUUUAAUUGCUUGUGUUCACUUCUGUGCCCCAAAAAGUGAAAACUAGGAUAAGUCUAAUAAUUUUCGAGUAAGAAAAGCCUUUCUUAGAAGGAGAUUGCCAAAGAUAUGUUGUCGGACAGACGUCCUAGUCAGAGCCUGUUAUCAAAUAAAUUAGGCUGUGCCUAAUGUUAGAAAGAAUCUUGUAAAUACACACAGAACUGUCACAACAUGACUCCCUUCUGCAUUAAGAAUGGUCUUUUCAGAGCAAGGCACACCAGUUAAGUAGUGGAAAAGUUGCACAGUUGCUAAUGCCACUGUACUUUUUUAGUAAAAGCCCGUCCUUUGUCUGCUUACUUUCCUCAAAAAUUCAAUUUGCUGUGUCUUUGUUCCUGUUUCUUUCUCUGCCUCCUGUCUUUCCAGUCAAUUAAAGUUCUAAAAGAUACCCAUAGACAUAGAAAUGGACUGCCUGGAUGUCACGUGCCUUCAGUGCCUUUUGUUCCAGCUUGGAAAUGAAGAGAAGGGGC